Messenger RNA from Brugia pahangi, 480 nucleotides. The record is from the annotation of a GenBank genome assembly. NCBI's taxonomy places the organism in Eukaryota, Metazoa, Nematoda, Chromadorea, Rhabditida, Onchocercidae.
AUGGAUGAUCAGCAGCUCUCACCGAUGCAAUCAACGUCAGAAUUUGGUGAAUCAAAGAAAGAAUUAAGACAAAAAUUGGAAUGUUGUGUCGACAAUGCAUUACUGCAUCUUAGCUAUCACGGGAAAAAGAAGAAACGAAUCAAAUUGGAGCCACAUGUAAGCCAAUAUGAUGAUAUCUCAUAUAAUCUAAACAAAAAGAUUGAACGUGAAGCAUUGAAUGUUCCAAUACGUGCAUGGAAUUUUCCUCUACGCUUACUUCUAAAUCCACAUACUGGACGAAGGGUAGAACGUCUAUAUUUGUCGAAGAUCUUAGAUGUACCAUCAUCCUUUGGUCAAGUGGACAAGUUGACCACUUCAAAGAAAAGCUGUGAUGAAUAUGAAAUGAUGCUACCAACCACUGUUACACCUCGACUAUUGUCCAAAGAACAAGCGUUUUGGACAGCAGAACACCUGGUUCCAUGGAAUUACCACCAUCGGUAG